Cladophialophora yegresii CBS 114405 is the source of this 999-nucleotide messenger RNA. RefSeq lists its product as uncharacterized. The record is from RefSeq and is a predicted model, not a curated record. The coding region runs from base 1 to 999 and encodes 332 amino acids. The transcript has a single exon. NCBI's taxonomy places the organism in Eukaryota, Fungi, Ascomycota, Eurotiomycetes, Chaetothyriales, Herpotrichiellaceae.
AUGGAAGGCAGGACGUUCCAACACCUGACUCCGGAGCAAGUCGAGAGCUUCAUGAAGCAUGGGUAUCUGCGAAUCCCGGGCUGUUUUACGCGGGAGGUGGCAGAGGAAUGGACGAAGAACGUUUGGGUGAGGCUUGGUUUUGAUCCCAAGGACCCAGAAACCUGGACCACAGAAAGGACCAACAUGCCGUCACAUGAAGAGGUGGCGAUCAAAGACUUUGCCCCCAAAGCCUACGAUGCCAUCUGUGAGUUGAUCGGAGGAGAAGACCGAAUCACAGAGCCAUCCAAGGUAUGGAAGGACAGCUUCAUCGUCAAUCUGGGCACCAAAGAGCACUUCGGCCAGGAGGCGCACCCCAAAGAGUUGACGGGCUGGCAUGUCGACGGAGACUUCUUUGUGCAUUUUCUCGAUUCGCCAGAGCAAGGGCUGUUGGUCAUUCCCCUGUUCACGGAUAUUCUCCCCAACGGCGGCGGCACCUGGGUAUGCUCGGACGGCCCUGAGAAGAUAGGAAAGUAUCUGUACGAGCAUCCCGAAGGCGUGCUCCCACGCAUGACACCGGUCGGCGGCGGUCCCAAGAACUACGAAGACGGCCUGGAAUAUUACAACACGCUCGUACAGAGCUGCGCAGAAUCCUCAUUCCACGAGAUGACCGGCUCGGUGGGAGACGUGAUCCUCCUUCAUCCGCUGAUGCUGCAUUCGGCCUCGAAGAACGGACGCCGCCUACCGCGGAUCAUUACGAACCCGCCGGUUUCGCUCGUCGAGCCUUUCAACUUUGACAGGGAGGACGAGAGCCAAUACAGCCUUGUCGAGUUGAAGACGAUCCAAGAUAUCGGAGGACAAGGAAAGCUGCGGGGCUGGAAAAUCCAGGGCAAGAGAGCGGAGGUUGUACCAGAGAGAGUAAGACGGCAGGCAAGGAUGCUCGAGGAGGAGAAGAGGCGUCUGAAGGAGAGGGAGCUGCAAGCUGGACAGGCCCAGUUGCCGCGUCCUGUUCCUGUGGCGUAG